AUGACACGCACCCUCUUCUCCCUCGCAGCCAUCGCUGCGCUCCUCACCGCCUUCGCCUCAGCCCAAAACAAAUUCAACUUCGACAUCAACAACCUCCCCGCCAAAUGGGAAGACUGUCAAUCCGGUUUCAAUCAAUGCAAAAAAUGGGGUGACUCUUCCCCUCACCCGAACCCUGUCAUCGGAGCCAACGAAGAAUCCGUCGUCUCCUACUGUCUCAAAUCCGGCUAUGGAACUCGUCUGAUCAUCAACGGCGCGAUUCAAGGUGUUCAAUUCCUCAAAACACCCAACCUCCUCCAAGUUGCCGGCGUUGGCGACUUCACCAGUCUCAACAUCCAACGUGGUGAUGCAGGUGGAGAGCUCGACCCACACGACGCUGACGGGACUGGGAACCCUAAAAGCGGUCUCGUCUAUUCCAACAAUGUCCCUGAAUGGAACAACUUUAUGAGCGCUUAUAAGUUCAGCUUCCGUGCGGCAUAUGGGCCUAAUGCGGAUAAAUGGGCUCCUCAUAUUUAUGAUGUGAUGGGUGCUUAUUACAACACGAACGGUGCAAAGUUUCAAAAGGGUAGCUUUGAGGAUUGCGAAGGUGACAGUGGUGAAUUUGUCGGUAUCUAUGGUUCUUCCGACGUUCAGACAGGGACAGGGACAGAAGCAGACUCCGGCUCCUCAUCCGCCGGCUAA
Ustilago hordei is the source of this 678-nucleotide messenger RNA. RefSeq lists its product as uncharacterized. The record is from RefSeq and is a predicted model, not a curated record. The transcript has 3 exons. NCBI's taxonomy places the organism in Eukaryota, Fungi, Basidiomycota, Ustilaginomycetes, Ustilaginales, Ustilaginaceae. Bases 1 to 678 code for a protein of 225 amino acids.